GCGAAGCGAAAUAGAGCAAGGUAGAGUUCAUGGCGACAAUUGGCGACCACAGAUGGAAAGAAGAUGAAAAGAAGAAUAUUAACAUGGCGACUUGUGCGGUAAAUUCAGUAAAUAGGGCUAGUCGCGCCCUAUCGAGGUUCUUUUACGCCGUGGUUGCACGGUGAAUAUUGUGCAUACAAUUCGAGGAAGCUUGGUGCAGUUACCGUGACGUCGAGGCCGCGUCCUUCGCACGUGUUCACUGAAUGCAACGCGAUUACGCGAUGUCGGUCAGUUACGCUAGGAUGAAGUCGUGCCACGAGGCGUCGUCACCAACGUCAUCAAUAUCGCCAAUGUCGCCGUCGACGACGACACCAACGACGAGUAACGCAUUGCCCAGGCGUGCCGGCGAUGAGGAAGAUUGGCAGAUGCAGCUGGCUUUCUGCAAGCCUCGACAUAACGCCACGAUCGAAUACGUCAAUUGUAUCAGUCAGACUUGGCGAAUGAAGGAGCGGAUGAAGACAGUGAGUGUCGCUCUGGUGUUGUGCCUGAACGUUGGCGUUGAUCCUCCAGAUAUUGUCAAGACACAACCAUGCGCCCGUCUCGAAUGCUGGAUAGAUCCUUUGUCAGUGAGUCCUCAAAAAGCUCUUGAAACUAUAGGUUCAAAUUUGCAAAAACAGUACGAACGAUGGCAGCCAAGAGCUCGCUACAAACAAAGUUUAGAUCCAACUGUAGAGGAAGUUAAAAAAUUAUGUACAUCUUUAAGGCGAAAUGCCAAAGAAGAAAGAGUUUUGUUUCACUAUAAUGGUCAUGGAGUACCCAAACCUACUACUAAUGGUGAAAUAUGGGUAUUUAAUAGGACAUAUACACAAUACAUUCCACUGUCGGUAUAUGACUUGCAGACUUGGAUGGGUGCACCUAGUAUUUAUGUAUAUGAUUGUUCCAAUGCCGGUAUUAUAGUAGAAUCUUUUCAACAAUUUGCAGACCAACACGAAAAGGAGUAUGAGAUGGAAAAACAACAAAAUCGUGCGACUGGAGUGACAUGUCCUGCAGCACCAUGUUAUAAGAAUUGUAUCCAAUUAGCAGCAUGUGCGGCUAAUCAAAUUUUACCUAUGAAUCCAAAUCUACCUGCAGAUAUAUUUACAUCAUGCCUUACUACACCCAUAAAAAUUGCAAUACGCUGGUUUGCCAUGCAGCCUACAUCCAAAUUGAUUCCCAAUAUAUCGCUUGAUCUUAUUGACAAAAUUCCUGGACAAUUGACCGAUAGAAGAACAAUGCUAGGCGAACUUAAUUGGAUAUUUACUGCCAUUACCGACACAAUAGCAUGGAAUACCUUACCAAGAGAUUUGUUUCAAAGGUUAUUUAGACAAGACCUAUUAGUUGCCAGUCUGUUCAGAAAUUUCUUGUUAGCUGAGAGGAUACUUCGUUCUUACGAUUGUACACCAGUUUCUUCCCCGAAAUUGCCGCCGACUUAUCAGCACCGUAUGUGGCAAGCUUGGGAUAUGGCGCUUGACCUAUGCUUGGCACAAUUGCCAAUGGUUUUGGAAAAUGAAGAUCGAUACGUGCAUUCAUCAUUUUUUGAAGAUCAACUCACAGCUUUUCAAGUGUGGCUCAAUUUAGGAUCAAAAAAUCGUAACCCACCUGAGCAGCUUCCAAUUGUCCUCCAAGUGCUAUUGAGUCAAGUUCACAGACUAAGAGCGUUAGAGCUAUUAGGACGUUUUCUUGAUCUCGGUCCAUGGGCUGUGAAUCUAGCACUUAGCGUCGGUAUCUUUCCAUAUGUUUUAAAAUUAUUGCAAAGCAACGCCAGAGAACUUCGACCGCUGCUCGUUUUUAUAUGGGCAAAAAUUCUAGCGGUAGAUAAUACUUGCCAAGCAGAUCUUGUACGCGAUGGUGGUCAUAAAUAUUUCUUGUCUGUGCUGCAGGAUACUUCUAUCCCGAGUGAGCACAGGACAUUAGCCGCGUUUGUGUUGGCCAGUAUCGUAAACGAUUACCGGCCGGGUCAAGUGGCUGCAAAUCAGGGCAGUCUCGUUUCAAUAUGCUUAGAACAAUUAGGAGACACAAAUUCUUUGUUACGGCAAUGGCUUUGCUUGUGCUUAGCGCGGCUUUGGCAUAAUUUCGAUAAAGCAAGAUGGUGUGGCGUCAGGGACAUUGCUCAUGAAAAAUUGUUCACCUUAUUGAAGGAUCCUGUUCCAGAGGUCCGGGCAGCUAGCGUGUAUGCAUUGGGCACAUUUAUAAACAGCGUUACGACCAGGAGCGAACACGCGAAUAAUAUCGAUCAAAUUAUCGCUAUGACACUUAUUAAUACAGUUUCUCACGAUAUGUGUCCAUUGGUUAGAAAAGAAUUAGUUGUGGCUCUACAAUGGAUGGUGCUACAUUUUGAAAAUUCCUUCGUUACGCUAGCCAUGGCUGAAGAGAAUAGUCGAAAGGAUCUUGUUGUAGAAACUUUAUCCCCAUUCAGCGGUAUGAGACGCAUUAGCUCGCGCGAUAGAUUGAAAAUGUUGUCACCCAACAAUACGUACACCGUAGAUACGACCGAUGGAUUUGGACCACAGGAUCGCAUCAAAAGAGUAUCGUCUUCAUCGUCUAUUAGCAGUCUAGGUAAUAAUUGGGAGUUCGUGAGGAAACCUUGCGAGUCACUUGGUCACAGUUCUCUUGGGAACUUACCGAGUCUUUCCUAUGGUAGUGUGUAUAUGAAAUUAUGGCAUGGAUUGUGUAAUCUCGACAAUGAUCCUCAUCCAGUGGUCGCUGCUAUGUCUCAAAAAGUUACUAAUCACAUUCGUAAUAAGGUGAAAGCAUCUUCCACCCCUAAAGAGGUAGUUGAAACAAAAAUUUCCUCUUCAUUAUCUCUUCCGCCGUCUCCGUCAAAUCGAACUGGUUAUUUGAGUAAAGGGGAAUCACCACCGGCUGUCAACUCUGGAACAGAUUUGUUGCGUUCUUCGAGAGUUUUAACGCAUGGUAGCCGUUCGAGGAAACCUGUUCCUAAUACAAUAUCUGAAGAGGCAGACGAAGUACCUGGAGCUAAAACUCCAUUGACUACCUCCCAAUUUGUCGAAUGGAGUUGCGCGCAAUUUGCUCAGCCGGUUAGUUUAGAAGACGAAAUGGACGAUGUAGAAAGCAGACCAUAUCUCGAACGAGAAUGGCGAUUUAUACGUAACGCAAGGCAAAGACAAGAUGCAAGAGAGGAACAAUUGCGUGCACCGCAGAAUAAAAUAGAAUCGCAAGUGUAUCAUACGAGAUGUUCUCAAUCACCUCAAGUUCUGGUUUUUCAUCCAUUUGAACCACAUUUGGCCGUGGCGCUGAAAGAUUGCUUCGGCAUAUGGGAUUAUCAAAAUAGCACAAAGUUGACUUAUUGUAUGAGUUAUGGAAACAAAGUAAAAUCGCGCAUCACAGCACUUGAAUUUAUCAACUCUCAUGACUUAACUCUGCUGAUGGCAGGUUCUGAUGAUGGUUCCGUACAAAUCUGGAAGAAUUAUAGCGGUACGAUUAGCCGCGAUCCGAUUCUACUCACAGCUUGGCAAGCAUUGGCUGACGUACAACCCGCAACCAAGACUUCUAGUGUAACAGCACGACUCGUUACAAAAUGGGAACAGAAAUCACUUACUCUAGCAGUAACGGGCGACGUCCGUAUUGUAAGACUCUGGGAUGCGGAAACUGAAUUGAAGAAGCAAGAUAUUCUAACAGGUGCCGAUUGUUGUACCACAUGCAUCGACGUUGAUGGCACAGGUGCAAUAAUGGCACUUGGUUGCGGCGACGGAUCGGUUCGACUCCUAGAUCGGAGAUUGCCUCCGACAGAAGCAAGAGUGAUGACUUGGAGGGAACACACCGCUUGGGUGUCGGGUACAUUUUUAAGGGAAUCUGAGGGAUCUGCACCGCAACUAUUUACCGCAUCUUCCACAGGUGACAUAAAAAUCUUUGAUCUUAGGAAAAAUUCUUCCGUGAGCACGAUUCAAAUAACACCGGGGAUUGCGGCAUUGACUGUGCACGAAAUAGCUGAUGUUUUCGCAUGUGGCACCACAAGUCAUUGUAUCAGCAUCUACAACAUAUUGGGACAACAUCUCAAUACGCUGAAAUUUCACGAAGGAUUUAUGGGUACACGUCUCAGUCCGGUAAGCUGUCUGAAUUUUCAUCCGUAUCGCGUAACUUUAGCGGCUGGGUUUGUGGACAGUACCUUCACGGUAUACGAAUCACGCAGAUGACUAUUAGAGAUGGAACUCGUGUAAGAUUCUUGUAAGAUUUUGUAAAUUUAUAAAAGCGCCUCACGUUCUUUUUUGCGUUCGCUUUUACGUAUUGCAAUAUUAUCGAUGAAAUUAGGGUUUUUUGUUCCCGGUGUUUCCGCGAGAGAAUCAUAGAAUUACUAAUCUACAUCGACGAUAAAGGCCAUUUUCCCGUCAUUUCUUCUCGCUAGUAUAUUGACGAUCUGCCUGCUAUUUCAUGCAAAAUAUGGAGAAAGAACGUAGUUGUAGCUUUUGUGAUAAAAGUGAGAGUGGGAAGGAGGAUUAACCAAAGUAUUUCGAGACAACCAAAGAAUAAGUUACUAUCUUGUGCGCAAAAAUCAUACCAAGAUAGUCAUAGAUUGACUAUCUUAUAUAAUUUUUGCGUACAAAAUAGUAACUGUAGACAGAACUUUGGUGUCCCGGGAAAUGCCGAUGCAUAAAAAUAUAUGUACAUUGUGAUAAAAAGUUAAUGCGAGUUUACGUAAUCAAGAAAAAGAUUAAUGUUUAAUGAAAACUUUACGAUCAGUACAGUGAGAGAUAAUCUCAACUAUUGUGCCAUGUAAUAUGCUACUUCAGAAUUAAGCUGUUUCCAUACAGAUAUUGAUGUAAUCAAGAUAUUUUAAUUAUCAAAUUGAUCACACUGUGGCUGUGUAAAUA
Messenger RNA from Trachymyrmex cornetzi, 4847 nucleotides. It is a transcript of the gene raptor, whose product is annotated as regulatory associated protein of MTOR complex 1. Gene Ontology annotation, cellular component: cytoplasm; TORC1 complex. Bases 243 to 4172 code for a protein of 1309 amino acids. The transcript is spliced from 23 exons. NCBI's taxonomy places the organism in Eukaryota, Metazoa, Arthropoda, Insecta, Hymenoptera, Formicidae. The record is from RefSeq and is a predicted model, not a curated record. Gene Ontology annotation, biological process: cellular response to starvation; cellular response to amino acid stimulus; TORC1 signaling. Gene Ontology annotation, molecular function: protein binding; protein-macromolecule adaptor activity.